Molecule: messenger RNA, 771 nt
Organism: Perognathus longimembris pacificus (Pacific pocket mouse)
Lineage: Eukaryota; Metazoa; Chordata; Mammalia; Rodentia; Heteromyidae
Product: basic salivary proline-rich protein 3-like
Exons: 1
Coding region: 1-771 (256 amino acids)
Source: RefSeq, a predicted model, not a curated record
AUGCACGGACCCGGCCGGGGCGGGACGAGCGCGGAGCCCCAGCCGGGCCGGGGCGGGACGAGCGCGGAGCCCCGGCCAGGGCAGGACGAGCGCGGAGCCCAGGGGCGGGACGAGCGCGGAGCCCCAGCCAGGCCGGGGCGGGACGAGCGCGGAGCCCGGGGCGGGACGAGCGCGGAGCCCCAGCCAGGCCGGGGCGGGACGAGCGCGGAGCCCCGGGGCGGGACGAGCGCGGAGCCCCAGCCAGGCCGGGGCGGGACGAGCGCGGAGCCCCGGGGCGGGACGAGCGCGGAGCCCCAGCCAGGCCGGGGCGGGACGAGCGCGGAGCCCCGGGGCGGGACGAGCGCGGAGCCCCAGCCAGGCCGGGGCGGGACGAGCGCGGAGCCCCAGCCGGGCCGGGGCGGGACGAGCGCGGAGCCCCGGCCCGGGCGCUGCGGGCCCCACCACGGCGCCCCCGGGCGAGGCCGCCUCCAGGACGGGUGGAAGCCCCCAGCCGCCCGGCUCGACGUCAUCAGGACGGGUGGAAGCCCCCAGCCGCCCGGCUCGACGUCAUCAGGACGGGUGGAAGCCCCCAGCCGCCCGGCUCGACGUCAUCAGGACGGGUGGAAGCCCCCAGCCGCCCGGCUCGACGUCAUCAGGACGGGUGGAAGCCCCCAGCCGCCCGGCUCGACGUCAUCAGGACGGGUGGAAGCCCCCCAGCCGCCCGGCUCGACGUCACCAGCGGCUCCAGCGUCGGAUCUUCAUUUCGUCCUGUUUGAUUUUCUUCCUGCGUAA